Messenger RNA from Amoebophrya sp. A120, 2389 nucleotides. The record is from the annotation of a GenBank genome assembly. NCBI's taxonomy places the organism in Eukaryota, Dinophyceae, Syndiniales, Amoebophryaceae.
CAAGAACUUGCACUUUGCCCCCCUCUCUGUAAGAUUGCCUUCCCCGCGCCUCACGGUUAGAUGACGUCUUGCGAUUGCCAACACUAGUAUUGUCCAAGAACAUCAUAGAUCCGGUCUGUGGAGGACUUCUUUCGUAGUGCGAGACAAGAGACACCGACCAGUUUCGGAAACAAUGUCGUCCUCCGUGAUCACGUACAACAUGUUUCUCCAAUUGAUCCACUCUGGCUGCCGCUGCAAGCGCGGUUCGCAACGCACGCUCCGCCGGAAAAAAUUAGUUGCGCGGAUCCAGGAGAAGCUCGGAUUUGUCCUCGGUGUGAAGGACGAUGGAAUAAACAGGGCUGAGGACCAAGAUCAAGAUGAAGAUUUUUGUAGUAGCCAAGCUGGUAUGAACACCAAAACUACGGAGAGUAGCAGCACAUCAAAUAUCAAAAUGCCAGAAACUAAAAUCUGCGGCGUUCAUCACCUUGAUUCAGAAUCGACCAAGAAGCGCCUUCAGCCGGUGAUAGCAGUGCUUCUGGUGGCAGCUUUUUUUCUCAACGUCGUCGACACGGUGAAACAGCCAGCUGUAUCAAAUGCAAAAAUGUCUGGGUCUGGAAGGUUGGGGCUUGUGAUGCUAACUCUGGACUCCAAAAAAAUCUGUAUUGCAUGAUCAGCAAGAGAAGUCUAGUUUGUGCUACGCGGGGAGUGCAUUUGUCAUGCGGAUUAGGCAUGCGACAGCCCUCUACAACUCUGUGAUGCUAGGUCAUCCAUUACAGACGUUCUGAGUCAUGCAAAAUCUGCAUGACAAACCCGGCAACAUUCCAGACCCAGACAUUUUUGCAUUUGAUAAGCUGGGCGUGAAGACAUUUUUGGCUUUUUCAGCGACGAAGACUCGGGGGACGGGAAAAAACCUGGAGGUAUCGACGAACGCCAGCGGUCUGGGAAGCGGAACAAGAGUCAAAGGUCUUCUCAUCUACAGGAAGCCAGUGCCGAAGAUCGUGAAGUCCUGCAUGACCAGGACAAGCAGAUUCGAGGGACGGUAACAGACGUCUCCACCUCCGAGACCGCGCAGGAGGAGGGUCGUGAACCCCAGUUUUAUCCUCCACGGGACGACGAGCAGCCCGUUAUAGGUGCUGUCGCGCCCUCGUCAUCGUCUCCUGGCACCGCUCGUCCCGAUGACCCUUCGGGAGCAGCUCAGACCGCGAGCACAAAUGGCAGAAGUACGGCGCUGCAGGUAAAAGUGCAAGAAGAGCGUAGGAAAAUCGCUAGCAGCACGGGGGCCUUUGAGCGCGCGCCCACGUCUACAGGAUACAAACGCCUUGAGCUCAUGCGAGACGUCGGCGAGGUUCUGCAGGGUAAAAUGAAAAACUACGAAGACGCGUGCACAGAAACCGUCAGAUUGUUCUCGGCAGCUUCAGCGGAAGAUGAAACGGCAGCACAGGCAGCGUCAGCGGAACAUGAAACGGCACCACAGGCUUUGCUUCAGUCUGUACAAGAACCUGAAAUAAACACUGCUCUGUUGAAAUUCUGCAAGUUGAUGGCUCGCAUCUUUGUCAGGUCGCUGCCCUUCUACUUCUACGAAACCCUGGAAGAGAGACAAGAAGAAGCUCAGGCUAAUCAAUUUUAUGUGCCUCCGCUUUUCAUGGGUACGGCCGAGGAGGGUAAACCUGUGAAACCGAGUGUACAUGUACUCAAUACGCUUACGGUACCAGGCGUGGAAGAUACAGCACACAUUGGUGGCCUCUUGUGGAGCUACCAGCGCAAUACGGGCUACUGGGACUUUAUUGGGCCUACCAAGGUAAGUAGCAUUCCCCUGGUUCGAGAUUUUUCGCAAUCGUGGCAGAAUUUGUACGAUUUAGCCUCCCUGGAAGAUGAGCCUUGGCGAAUCGAUCUCGUCACGGAGUUUUUGGAUAAGAAUGAAGAUGUCAAGCUGGACGGUAGUGUUUCCUUCGGGAGCCACUCGUUUCGCAAGAUCUUGCACACGCUCAAGGAACUCUUGGACACGCUCAAGGAACAUGGCGGCGACACUCCGAAAGAACUGGCGGGCCUUUCACUUUCUUCUGAAGAUGUACUGGGGUUGGAGGGACUCUGGCCUGCUCAAGAACCUCACUCGCGGUCGCGACCGCCUUCCUCCAACCCUGACAAGACGCUGCUUAUGCUUGAGAACGCACUUUCAGCGGUGUUGCAAACACUGCUCCAUGACGCACUCUAUGCCCUUGCGUGCGCAGUCGAUGGAGGCGAUUGUAAGCCAAAGGAGAGCCACAGCCACAACCACGACAAAUCCGGACAAAAAAAACUAGAGGGUGGAAAGACGUCGAAACUGCUCUGGGAUCUCAAAAUGGACUACCAGCAAAACCGGUUGGAAACUUUCUGGCGAGGAAUCUCCACAAGGAAAAUAAAAAAAAGAUAG